Messenger RNA from Trichomonas vaginalis G3, 423 nucleotides. RefSeq lists its product as uncharacterized. The transcript has a single exon. Bases 1 to 423 code for a protein of 140 amino acids. The record is from RefSeq and is a predicted model, not a curated record. NCBI's taxonomy places the organism in Eukaryota, Parabasalia, Trichomonadida, Trichomonadidae.
AUGUUAGAUGAACUAUAUAAAGCAAAAGAUGAAGUCAUUGAAUCCAAAGACAAAAGCAUACAGAAAAGAAUACCGCGUUCAGUACCAAAAGGAAAGGAAAAGAGUUAUAAGUAUAUGAUAUAUACUGAAGAGUUGGAGAAAGAAGAAGACAGAGAUAUGGUUAUGUUGCAUUUAGUGAGAAGAAACAACAAGAGCUUUUACGACUUAGCUAAGAUAUAUAAAUCUGACAGAAACUGGUUCUAUCGUGAAAACUUACCGAUUUCAAUGACACCGAAUGAACAAAUAAAGGAAAUUGUCAAAAAUACUCUUCCUGAAACACACUAUGACAUCAAAGGUUGCACAAUACUUACAUUCAAAGAAGACUUAACAUUACUGAAGGAAAAAAUAACAGAAUAUUUCGACAACUUCAAAGAGGAAGAAUGA